ACAUGUUUACGUGAUCCAAUGCUGCGAUAAACCUCGUGCUACUGUGUGGAAGUGUGAAAUACAGGUUAGCGUGUAUACCACGGCAUAUACUUUAAACACUGAUUAAAAUCUAACAUAACAGUUUCAAAAUUUUGGUUGAAAUCACAAUACGUCAAUAAUAUAUUUAUAAUCAUGGCGGUACGUGUACAAUUUGAAAAUAACAACGAAGUUGGAGUGUUUUCCAAGUUAACAAAUUCUUAUUGUCUGGUAGCAAUCGGUGGUUCCGAGAAUUUUUACAGUGUAUUUGAGGCAGAAUUAGCUGAAACCAUACCUGUAAUUCACGCAUCAGUUGCAGGAUGUCGUAUAAUUGGUCGAUUAUGCGUAGGAAACAAAAAUGGGUUAUUGGUGCCAAACACAACAACAGAUACAGAACUACAACAUAUACGAAAUUCCCUACCAGAUAAUGUUAAAGUACAAAGAGUUGAAGAAAGGCUAUCUGCUCUGGGUAAUGUUAUUGCCUGCAAUGAUCAUGUUGCUUUAGUACAUCCUGAUCUUGAUAGGGAAACAGAAGAAAUUUUAACUGACACAUUGAAUGUAGAAGUAUUUAGGCAAACUGUGGCAAGUAAUGUUCUUGUAGGCUCGUAUUCUGUAUUAUCGAAUCAAGGUGGUUUAGUACAUCCAAAAACAUCCAUACAAGAUCAAGAUGAAUUAUCAUCUUUGUUACAAGUACCACUUGCGGCAGGCACAGUAAAUAGAGGUAGUGAUGUUAUAGCUGGAGGAAUGGUUGUAAAUGAUUGGGUUGCCUUUUGUGGUAUGGAUACAACUUCCACAGAACUUUCAGUUAUUGAAAGCGUUUUUAAACUUAAUGAAGCUGUUCCAACUGCUAUUACAUCAACUAUGCGUGCGUCACUUAUAGAAAGUAUGUCUUAAUUAAAGCAAAAUGUAUAAAUAAUGUUUAACAGUAGACUAUGUCAAUACUGCGCAAAACAAUAAGCAUUAUGCAUUCAACAAUACAGUUGCAGUAAACCCACUUUCUGUAUAAUUCCGACACAAAGUAAUUUAUAAUUGUAGUAAAAUUCUGUAUUAAUAUUUACACUACAUGUAUUAUUAAGUUCUUUCAUGGACCAUCCAAACAACUUUUACCGAGUAAAAUGUAGUCUAUUGAAUGAAAUGUAUCUAAAAAGAUAUCUCAAAAUAAAAAAUAAAUAAUACUAAAUCACCAAA
Molecule: messenger RNA, 1203 nt
Organism: Bombus terrestris (buff-tailed bumblebee)
Lineage: Eukaryota; Metazoa; Arthropoda; Insecta; Hymenoptera; Apidae
Gene: eIF6
Product: eukaryotic translation initiation factor 6
Exons: 6
Coding region: 172-909 (245 amino acids)
Biological process (GO): cytosolic ribosome assembly; ribosomal subunit export from nucleus; maturation of LSU-rRNA
Cellular component (GO): nucleolus; cytosol; preribosome, large subunit precursor
Molecular function (GO): ribosomal large subunit binding
Source: RefSeq, a predicted model, not a curated record